AUGCGUAGGCCAUCUCAGCCGCAUUCAGCCCUAGAGCAGGAGCUUGCUAUGCUCCUGCACACUCAGAAGCAAGUAGAGGAGGGCUACCCAACCAUGUACGGCCAAGAGUACGAAAUGACCCGGGAAAUUCGAAACCGGGUGAGGACGAUCAAGAAUCGUCUUGCUGCAAAGAAAUCGAGGGAUCAGGCCCGGACGCAUGUGCAGAAGCUCGAGAGCGGCAUAUCCGAGAUCUCCUCCCGCAACGAGACCCUGUCGAAGAAGUUGGAGAUCACCGAGGCUGACAAUGUGAAGCUUCGAGAGGAGGUGUCAAGGUUGAAGGAGCGAGUAGCCGAGCUGGAGAGGAGCACAAACCCUUGCACGGAUGCUCGAACGCUCGUCAACUCCGGGGCAGACGUGAGUGCCAAGUUCAAGGGAGAGUAUCCCAUCCACCUUGCUGCGCUCUACGGCUGCUCGCUGCCCGCCCCGUUCGAGGGUCAGCCAUGUGUCCUGCAAGUUCCUGCGAGCUCCGAUGCGCAAGCGCGUCAGAGCAACAUGUGCAUGCACAAGGACGUGAUGGAGGGAGCUGAGAGGUUCGAGCAGAACGUGGCGGCGCCUCCACCAGCUACCGAGCCUUUCGUCACUGUCAAGUCUGAGAGACGGAGGGCGCAGAAUAGGGACGCACAGCGGCGGCAUCGUGAGCGCCAGAUGUUCCUGCAGAGCAGGGAGCCGCAGGCGGCUCUAGAGUACGACAUGGCGGCCUACAGGAGCGAUCUCAGCGCUAUGCAUCCUGAACUGCUUGUUUCAGCUGGAGCUGGAGCUGGAGCUGCGUUCCGAGGGAACGCUGAGGACGAGAGCUCGCAAACGACGCAGGAUAACGACCAGGAUAGCAGCAAUUACAGCUCCGAGGAGUACUUCGAGCCCGCAGGCAAGAUGGAGUUUGAUCCAACCUCGUUCCCGGAGAGCCUCUCCAGGAAGGGUUCGUUUGGAAGCUUGAUCCUCUCACGAAGACCAUCCGACGACAUCAAGGAAGUAGACAUGCUCCUGCAAGCAAACAUGCAGUACAUGGAGCCGAUUUGA
Guillardia theta CCMP2712 is the source of this 1056-nucleotide messenger RNA. RefSeq lists its product as hypothetical. The transcript has a single exon. Bases 1 to 1056 code for a protein of 351 amino acids. Lineage: Eukaryota; Cryptophyceae; Pyrenomonadales; Geminigeraceae. Gene Ontology annotation, molecular function: DNA-binding transcription factor activity. The record is from RefSeq and is a predicted model, not a curated record. Gene Ontology annotation, biological process: regulation of DNA-templated transcription.